AUGGUGAUGUGGGUCUUUGGAUAUGGCUCUCUUGUGUGGAACCCUGGAUUUAACUACGAUGAAAAAGUGUUGGGUUUCAUCAAGGGAUAUAAACGUGUCUUUGAUCUUGCUUGCAUCGAUCACAGAGGUACACCAGAACACCCUGCAAGAACUUGCACACUCGAGAUAGAUGAAGAAGCCAUAUGCUGGGGUGCUGCAUUCUGUGUCCGUGGAGGACCAGAAGAAGAACGUCUGGCUAUGGAGUACUUGGAACGUAGAGAGUGCGAAUAUGAUCUCAAGACAUUUGUAGACUUUUAUAAGGAAGAUGAUCCCCUGAAGCCAGCUGUAACUGGAAUGAUAGUGUUCACUUCAACUCCAGACAAGGUCUCCAACAAGUAUUACCUUGGACCUGCGCCAUUAGAAGACAUGGCAAGACAAAUUGCGACAGCCAAUGGACCAUGUGGCAACAACAGAGAUUAUCUCUUCUUGCUAGAGAAGGCAAUGCACGACAUCGGGCAUGAGGAGGAUUAUGUGAUAGAGCUGGCGAACGAGGUGAGGAAAGUUCUUGCGGAGUCCUCAACGAAGAAGGAACCAAGAGCGAGCCGUGUAGCUAACAAGUCAAAGAUCAAUGUCCCCACGGCUCAUCAGAUACUUCCUCACCAACCUGAAGCUGUUGCCACUACGAUAUAG
Molecule: messenger RNA, 669 nt
Organism: Eruca vesicaria subsp. sativa (arugula)
Lineage: Eukaryota; Viridiplantae; Streptophyta; Magnoliopsida; Brassicales; Brassicaceae
Source: the annotation of a GenBank genome assembly